AUUUGUUCACGAACUGUGUGUGUGUGUGUGUGUGCUAGUUUUUGAUGUUGGUAUAAUACGGUGGUAUAUUUUAAUGCGAUAAGGGUUCUACUUUUGUAGAAAACAAAGUUGGUAGAAGCAUGAGAACUUGCAUGAGGAAAGUAUUAGUUACGUAAACAAUUGUGACUGAUCAGAGCUAUGAUUGGUAUUGAAGAAUCUUUGGCUGUAGAGGUGACCAAGCAAGCUAUUCGGAAGAAGGUGUGGCAUUAUUUGGAAAAAAAUAAGUUUGCGUAUUUUCCUCGGCCUGUUCACGGACGUAUACCCAAUUUCAAAGGUGCUCCAGAGGCAGGUCAGAGAUUGUCAAAGCUUGAUGUUUUCAAAAAUGCAUCCACCAUCAUAGUGACUCCAGAUAAACCACAAGAAGAAGUCCGAUUUCUAGCUCUAGAAGCAAAGAAGAACUUGUUAGUGCCGAUUCCAGGGUUACGCUCAGGAUUAUUCCAACAUGUGAAACCCCCUCCAGGUGCCUCAAAGCAAGAGCUGAAGGUAGUUUCUUCCCAGGAAUGCUUAGACCUGUGGGUUACACCUGUUGGUCUUAAUGACAAAGUCAAAUUGGAUCUUUUUGUUUUAGGGUCUGUUGCUGUUUCAAAGGAAGGAUACAGAAUAGGGAAAGGAGAAGGUUAUGCAGAUCUUGAAUUUGCAAUGAUGAUGAAGAUGGAGGCUGUGAACCAGAACACUACUGUUGUUACAACAGUACAUGAUUGCCAGGUGUUCAAGACAUUACCUGCACAGCUCUUCAAGGCUCAUGAUGUACCUGUGGAUUUCAUUAUAACGCCAACCCAAGUGAUAGAAGUAGAUCCACGUCUUCCCAAACCUAAUGGCAUAAUCUGGAGCUUUCUUUCAAGGCAACGACUGAAUGAUAUACCCAUUCUGCAGACUCUUCGAGAAGCAGAGUUGGGUGAAGGAAAUGACUGCACACUGAAAGAAGUUGACACUGAUAUUAAAGAACGUCAAAGAUCUAAUUGGCAUGGUGGCAGGAGGAAUCACUUCAGAAAACAUGAUAUUUGCAAGCCGGCUGCUUCAGAGGAUGCUGUUGCGGGAUCACAGCUAUCUGUGCUUGAUGGCGAGGACAUUCAAAGCAAAGGGCCUACACGUUUAUUCCAGCUCCGUAAUGUUGCUAGGAAGAACACAACAUCCACAUCUGAAGAUAUAUCUGGUGAAGAAGUUAACAAGAAUGAGAGUGUUCCUGGAAAAGAUACAGAGAAGGAACGUCGGCGAUUCCGUCCUCAACAGCGACCUGCAAUUGAGUUCAAUCUCAGAGUUGGCAAUAUUGCACCAUAUGUCCGUGUCAGUGACCUCAAGGCAGCUUUAGCAGAGAGAGACAUCAAACCCACUAAUAUCACGUGGCGUGGCCACAGAGGCUUUGCUAUCCUUCACUUUGCUAAAGCAGGAGGCUCAGGACACUCAAUGCCUUCAUCUCCUGUAUCUGUUGACAGUAUUGUGGCAUCCCUCCAGGAUCUCAAGCUUGGAGCUGAAAGGAGAGGGGACUUUCUCAAGGUUGAACCUGUAAAACCAGUCACAAAAAUUGAGGUGACAGAUAUUAGUUCUGUAUAAUGGUUUUGCCAUUUUGAAAUGACUUCCUUAUUACUUACUGUGUGCCAAUAUUUAAGCAAACAGUUAUUUAACCCCUUGUCAUUUAAAAUUCAUUUAAUAAUACUAUCUUUCCCACUCAGAAUAAUUUAUCUUUCUCUCCUUUUCUGCUUUUGUGUUUAUUUUUCUUUCUAUCUUUUUAAAUUCCCUGUGUAUACACUACAUUUCAGUGUUCCAAAUUCAGCAUAGGACAUAUAAUUUUACUUAAUACAAUGCAGCAUGGGGUUAAAAUAACUUAAUGGCCUACUUUCUUAGAGAAAGUAUGUAGUUUGUAGUAAAAAUAUAUAGUCGGACUGAAUUUAUUCUUGAUUUCAUUCAAGGGACACUUUAUCUGCUCUUAGUUAUAAAGGAAGAAAAAUAUCUCAGUUCCUCACUUACAUGUCGUUCAUGCAUAUAUAUAUAGUGUUAACUCAUUUGUGUCUAAUUUUAAAUUGUUACAUUUUAUUAAGUCACAUCAAUUUCUCCUAAAAUAAAACGUGAUACAUAGUCCUUCAGGAAGUUAUGUAAGUUACAUAUUUAAUUUACUUUUUUAUGUGCUUGGCAUGUAUGUAUGAGUGUAUGCAUUGGAAGAUUGUUAAUGAAAGGAACGUAAAAUACAUUUCUUAAGAGCAACUUUCAAAUAUACAUCACACUAUUACAAGAGAAUAAAAUUCAUAAAAUAUAACUUAAAUGUAUAUUUUUAAACAUACAUUUAAAAUUAACACAGACAUUUUUGAACACCAGAAAUAUGUGUUAUUUUUUUGUAUUACAUAAUUAUUGAAGAUCAAUAAAGAGACCUGCUAUUUUUUUUAUAAAGACUA
Molecule: messenger RNA, 2426 nt
Organism: Zootermopsis nevadensis
Lineage: Eukaryota; Metazoa; Arthropoda; Insecta; Blattodea; Termopsidae
Gene: lost
Product: methenyltetrahydrofolate synthase domain-containing protein lost
Cellular component (GO): cytoplasm
Source: RefSeq, a predicted model, not a curated record